Messenger RNA from Cryptococcus wingfieldii CBS 7118, 1116 nucleotides. RefSeq lists its product as hypothetical. The record is from RefSeq and is a predicted model, not a curated record. The coding region runs from base 1 to 1116 and encodes 371 amino acids. The transcript has 2 exons. NCBI's taxonomy places the organism in Eukaryota, Fungi, Basidiomycota, Tremellomycetes, Tremellales, Cryptococcaceae.
AUGCUCACAGACAUCCUCAAGCGCACUCGCCGCCACUCCUCAGACCCCAGGCCCAGCCCCCACCCACUGCGCAGAGCCGACUCGCGGAGCACUCGCCGGUCCAGCUCGACUGUACCGACCACCGUCUCUGAUGCUGGCUCACUGGGCGAGUGGGAGGAAGGGGAUCCUGAAGAGUGGGACGGCGUAGGGCCAGAACCACACGAUCCUGUUUUGAAGGCUAUCAAGAAGCAAGCAGAGCCCAUGUCGCCUGUGGAAGUCGUCCUAUUCGUCAUGGCAGCCUGGCUCAUAUACCAAAUACUCUCUCGACCAGAUGAUCUUGAAUCUUCCACCCCAUUCUUCCCCCAUACCCAAUCACAAGCCCCACAGCCGCAUCCCCAAAGCUACCAGCACCCGUACCAGCCGCACCUCCCCAACGCUAUAUCACCCAACACCGCUUCUAUCCCCUCGCCCGAGACAUCAUAUUGGGGCUUCGCACUGGGCCUGGCGACAUAUUGCUUCUACGUGGUCAUCGCAGUAUUGGCUAUACCUCUAUCAUGGCUGCUCCGAGGGCUGGGGCUGGUCUUUCAGAUCGUCGCUGCGCUCUUGUACCCUUUCACCGCCGUCGGCCGUCUAUUCUUACGAGCUUUCGUCUUUUACCCUUUGAAUCUGGCCAAGGAUGUGCUGGACGCCUUUUGGCCGGCAAUCACCUUUGUCGGGACCACACUCGGCGUCGGGGCGGUGUUUGGGGGCGUGUCGGGCUGGGUAGGGAGUGGUCUGGUGAGGCGGUAUGUCCGGUGGAAGGAAGGCGAUGCUGGGAAAGCCGAGAGAUCGUUAAGAAGACGGUCGAGUAAGAGCAGGCGAAGGAGGGGCGAAAGCGAGGGUUUCGAAGAGAUUUGGGGCAAGAAGGAGAGACGAGCAUCCAAAUCGAGUAGCAGCAGGCGCCGAAGAGGGUACUCUCCAGACUCUGAGAGCUCUCUUGACGUGCCGCUACUUGGGAAAGAUUUGGUGCAUGAUCGGGUGUCUCUGUUUGCGGUCAGGAGUAGGAGCACGGGGGAAGGCGUCGCAGUUGGCACGGCCAGGGAACCGGUGGUGAUUGGGACGAGACGGCGGGGGAUGCGCGAGGGCUUGGCAGGUUGA